Pelecanus crispus (Dalmatian pelican) is the source of this 249-nucleotide messenger RNA. The record is from RefSeq and is a predicted model, not a curated record. NCBI's taxonomy places the organism in Eukaryota, Metazoa, Chordata, Aves, Pelecaniformes, Pelecanidae.
AUGGGGGCCCCAGGAGAAACUGGGGCAGGGGACAAGAAGGGACAAGGAGAUGGGGGGAUCUUACACCUCUUACACACAGGGCUGGAGGGGGACAGAAGACCCUCCCGUGGCCCAUCCCCGGGGCUGAGGGGACACGGGGGCCACCCCCUGGCCCGUCCCGGGGCUGAGGGGACACGGGGGCCACCCCCUGGCCCGUCCCCGGGGCUGAGGGGACACGGGGGCCACCCCCUGGCCCGUCCCCGGGGCUGA